This is a messenger RNA of Bubalus bubalis (water buffalo), 5331 nucleotides long. RefSeq names its product epididymal protein 3B (gene EDDM3B). Lineage: Eukaryota; Metazoa; Chordata; Mammalia; Artiodactyla; Bovidae. The transcript has a single exon. The coding region runs from base 3816 to 4307 and encodes 163 amino acids. The record is from RefSeq and is a predicted model, not a curated record.
UGUUGAUGGACAGGAAAGCCUGGUGUGCUACAGUCCACGGGGUCGCAAAGAGUCGGACAUGACUGAACAACUGAACUGAACUGAAGUCAACCCGCAUGGCCAAAAAGAGAGAAGAAAGAAGAUGGCAUUGCUACUAACAAGUUUUGAAGAUAAGUCCUGGAUAUAACUAAAUAUUCUAACUCUAGGACAAGAAAAAUAAUUUUUCCUCUACCUUCUAGGUUCUGUCUGUGUUCCCCUCUGUCAUAAAAAAUAAAUUAACAAAGGUAAGUGUUGCCCUAAGACAAUCAGACCGUCAGGCUUUUUUCCAGCAAAUAAAAAAAAAAAAAAGUUUAUUUGGGAUCAGCAAAGAAUUGUAAUUUUGGGUAGGCAACCAUGGUAAGACACAUGCAAAUCCUCAGCAAAAAUGGAGAGGAGAACCCUUUUAUAGAGGAGAAAAAGAAGUUGAGAGGGCUACAGUAAGCAAAGAGCAUGUGACUUUUCUUUGGCUGAAUUGCAACAGUCUCUUAAGAUCUGAGCCAGAAGAGGCAAUCUUCCUUCUUCCCAUUGGCUCUGCUAUCCUUGUAGAGAGUGAAAGCUUCCCCUUCUGGUCUCCUGACUCCAUUUAAAUGAGAUUUCUAUUAUUAAUUUUUUUUAACAAAAAACAAACAGAAGCUUAACAACAUGGAUAUUUCCCAUAUACAUAGGAGAUACCCAGGAAAGCUGAUUAAAACUUGACAAAUGGACCAAGCUGCUACUUCAAAUAACAUUUUUAGCUAGAGGCAAAAGUUGGGGAUAGUAUUUGGGGAUUACAAAGGGAAGGGAGCAAUUCAGCAGAAUUUGAAAGGAGCAAACAUUUGGUCAACAAAUAUUUGUUAAGCCUUGCAGAGAUCAUGGGAACAGAGAAAAAAAUUUAACAGACUUUAACAGACCUCCCUGUCUACACAUCUAGUUCAUAUUAUACUGUAAUUAUCCAUGGUGAUAGCUCUCUUCCUGAAAUAAGUCCUCUAUCUACAUUCUGUUGACUGAAAAAAAUUCACAAUCUAAAAGUUGAGAAUUAUGUUUUAUUCAGUGGACUUACUGAGGACUUAAGCUUGGGAGACAGCCUCUCAGCUCUAGGGACUGUUUUGCAGAAGUAAGGGAAGAACCAGGAUAUAUAGGAACUUUUCCCAAAAAAACCCACAAAUAGUUGGAAUAUCAAGAGACUACUGUCAAUUAAAGAAAAACCAGGCAACUCAAGUUUAACAAAUUUAGCACUUUUCCUUGUACAGAAAGAUGCAAGAGUCUAGACUCACCAAAAUCUUUCCCUGAUAUACACCUUAACUAUCUAGGCCUGUAUCCUGUUUAUCUCCAGCCUGAAUUCAACUACUGCAAAGACUGCUGGCUUGAUGGCCUCAACAUCCUUUGUUUCCUGGAAUGGCAGGUGAUAUUCUUUGUCCACAACUCUUUUAGGUAGUUAGGGAGAAGGUCAAAUGUUCUUUCAAAAUCUUUUGGACCUUAAUUGUUUUCAGCUCAAAAUAAUCCACCUGCCAAAGAGACAUAUUUUGGGGAGGCAAAUGUUACUCCCCUCAGAGGCAUACUUUGGGUGGUAUAUUCUGCUACACUUCAUGAUACUCUGAUAACAAGGUGGCCCAGUGAGAAAUUCAGCCCAGGAGACUUAGCUAGAAACAGCCCUUGAAGAAAAAUGUUAAUAGAAAACACAUUUGAGGAUCUCACUUUAUCUGCAAAAUGUGCCUUUGACUAGAUACUUUUCAAUUCUCAAUGGAAGUCCAGAAGUUUACAAUUUCAGGUGCGGUUUCCCUCUCUUAAAUUCCCCUGGAUCGUAACCAUCCAGGGAAUUUCUCCUAGAAUUUUGUUGGGAAACCAGUUUAGGAGCCAAAUCUCUGGUUGUCUCCUGAAACCCCCCUCUGGGGUUAUCCAGGGCCUUAUAAUUUCUUAAUGCCCACAGGUCAGUCUUUGAAGUUUGACUCCUUUGCUCCAGGCUAUUCUCAGAGUGAACCCAAGUGUUCUAGAUGAGAAGAUACAGGAACUGGUUCUCAUAGUAAGUCUGUCUUACCCCUCUCCCCACAACUACUGCCAAGUAAUUGGAGUGCUGUACCUCCCACUGCUAUUCCUUCCAUCUUUCCUUCACUUUUGAGAUUUCUUGGCUCUAACGAAAGGGGAAACACACACACUCUCUGCUCUUCAGAUCCAUAAACUGAUCCCCACUUUGACCAGUGACAGGAGUGUUGGAUCUAAAUAGGGUGAGUUAUGGUUAGAAGGGCUGGUGCUGAGGAUGCUUGGAGGGAAAGGCCCAGGUAUGCUGGAAGGGGAAAUUAAGGUGGUGGGAUUGAGAACAGACAGUGAUCCAACUUGUAAGUACCAACGACCUGAAUUCAAUUCCGUAUGAAUCUCAUUGAUACAAUUCUUAAAGCCUCUCCCCACUCUUCUACCCCUCCGGCUUCCUCCUCAAUCUUCCUAAGCAUAAUAUCAUUGUCCCUUGAUAUCUAUGGAGUAUUGGUCCAGGACCCCCAUGCCCAGGAUACCAAAAUCCAGGCAUCAAGUCCCUUAUAUAAAAUGGCAUAGCAUUUGCAUUUAAUCUAUAUAUCUUAAUCAUCUCUACAUUACUUAUAAUACCUAAUACAAUUUAAAUUUUAUGUAAAUAGCUGUAAGUACAAUAUAAAUGCUAUGGAAUUAGCUGGCAGCACAAAGCAAAUUCAAGUGUUACUUUUCAGAACUUUCUGGAUUUUUUUUAAUAUAUAUUUUUAAUUUAUGGUCAUGGUUUGUUGAAUCCCUGGGUGCAGAACAGGUGGAUACAGAGGGCCAACUAUACACUGAAGCAGCUUGAAUCCUGGUCUUCUCAUCCUAUUUAGGCCUUCUGAGCCAGGGAUAGGGUAUCACAAAAGAGAAGCACCUAUCCCUUAUGCUGUGUUUGAUGUAGCACUUGACAUUCUCACAAAUGCUCUCAAUGCAUAUAUCUCAUAAGACUCUCGCAAGUCUGAGGGACAGAUGAUUAGGCCCAUUUUGGGGCAUCAUGCUCAGAGUUGAGAACUAGGAUAGACAUUCCACAGGGCCAGGUAUAGUCCUCAUGGUAAAUGAGGGCAGAGAGCUAGUUUAAAGGGGAGACUUUUUCAAGCAACUCUCUGUCCUAAUUUUGAACAGAGUAGCUCUUGUGAGGGCAAUUUCAAUCUUGGCACCUGAUUGAUUACAACAAUAUUUCAAAAUUGGAGCUCAUUGUGAUGAUGUUCUUAACAACAGAUCAAGAUCAUUUAUAAUGACAAUAAUUAGGGAAAUGGCUUCUGAGAAGGGGUGUGUGUAGUCAGAAGUGAUAGCCUGUUUCACAGGCUUUAGGGAAGUGUCAUAAGGAAGACGAGAUCCUGGGAAGCAACAUCUUUCAGAGUCAGUGUAGCGACAGCCUAGGAUUUCAGGGAACCAAAGCCUCCUGCUGAGAAAUAUCUCCCAAGUCUCUAUUCAUCUUCUGCAUACCCUUUAAAGGUGACAACCUUUUGCAAUUCACAAACAUACAGAUUAAAAUCCCAUUUUUUAAGGAUAUACACUCUUCUAUGAAUUGAUCUGGAUGCAAAACAGUUAGCUAAAGGGAAAUAAGUUCCUUAAUUCAGAUAGAAGAGAGGGCAGACAAGAGGUAUUUGGAACUGUCAAAAUAAACGUCGUUAAUUUUUUACAACUUUGCUCUUGUCUCAGACAGGCUGUAGCAUAUUGUCAUUUCUUGUAAACUUGAUUAUCUAAUGAGACUUAUCUUCCAGCCUGGAAACCAAAUGGUAAAAUUGGGUCCAGGUGCCUACACUGACAGAGAAAGGAAUUUUAAGGUGGAGCUCAGCUCUUAGGGCAGUGUUGAGAUAAUGCUUUCCUCUCUCUUCCCUGUGGAUCCACAGGUGGUCCUGGUGACUGAAAUGGCAUCCACUCUAAAGGUCCUAGGCUCUCUGUUGGCUCUGCUGUUUCCUCUAUGUGGGCUCUUUGUAUACAGCCAGAACCUUUCCUGGAGGGAAUUUAUGAAACAGCAUCACCUGAGCACAAAUUGGGAAUUCAGCAAGUACAAAUGCAAUGAUCUGAUGAGGGAAAGAGGCAUUCCAAAAGACAAGAACUAUCACAUCUUCAUCUAUACCUUAUGGCACAAAAUUGUACAUAUAUGCAUGAGGAACUGGGGAGACCGCCACAGAAAUGUAUAUAUAUGGGCCACAUAUCCCUUCGAGGUACUCAAGUGCAUCCGAAAGAACAGCAGAGGCAAUUACAAAGAUUACAAGAGCUACAGCUACAUUGAAUUCCAUUGCAGCAUGAAUGGGUUUGUUGAUGGCAUAGAGGACAUGCGGUUAUUAGAAGAUAUCAGCAACUAGAAAGUCCACCCACACCCACAGCUUUCAGUGUUCAGUGCUCCCAAGUGGUGGCCCCGCGUACAUUAAGAGCCCUUACGUUUAUGUACCAACAUUUUUCAACUACUUAGCAUUUUUCACGUGGUUUCUUGCUCUUAUAACUGCCUGUGUUGUUUCUCUGCUGGAAUACCCUUCCCCUCUCAUUUAUCUGAUUUUCUUCUUUUUUUUUUUUUUUUUUUUAAGAUUCUGCACAUAUGGCGUCUCUUUUUUUACUAUCCCAAGAAUUUUCCUGAUAUUGAUUCUGCUUAUACCUUUGCAAACUGAAUGAUCUUCCCAUCCCUAAAUAAAUUAUAUCAUUCCAAUGUAUAUGGCACGUAUGUAUGUAUACAGAGUAUGUGUUGUGUGAUUAGUACAGGAGUUUUAAGUGUGUGUUAUAUAGCUUAUGCUUAAAUGUGAUUUGUACUGUUUAUAGGUUUAAAGCAUGUUAUAUGUGUCUGUCUACUGUGUGUAAUAGGUUUCUGUGUGUGAUGAAUGUAUAACUAUUUAUGCACUAAGCACGGGAUAAGAUGUGACCUAGGCAUUGAUGGUGGGGACAUGUUGAGUUCCACCCAGAUUUGUGGGUGUGACCAAAGCUGAUUAGGUAUAAAAUAUGCAGCAUGUUCCUGGCACAUAGCAGGUGCUCAGUCAACAAUGAUUUUAUUCCUUCCUCAUCCUUUGACUUGGUAUUUUGACUUUGAGAAAACAAACAUGACAAGUGCCCAGCAAUUGUCUGCUCUCUCUAGGUUUCAUUAAAAGUAUCUAUAAGGAGGGUACUGCAUUUUAGAUGAGUUAAGGUCAUAUGUUUCCUGAUGAAUAAAAUAUCAAGUAGAAGAUAUGAACAUAAAUCAGUUUAUCUGCUAAUAAUCAUGUUCACUUGGCAGAAAUAUAAGGUAAGGUUGUUGCUGCUGCUGCUGCUGCUAAGUCGCUUCAGUCGUGUCCGACUCUCUGCAACCCCAUAGAUGGCAGCCCACCAGGCUCCCCCAUCCCUGGGAUUCCCCAGGCAAGAACA